Molecule: messenger RNA, 1545 nt
Organism: Paraglomus brasilianum
Lineage: Eukaryota; Fungi; Glomeromycota; Glomeromycetes; Paraglomerales; Paraglomeraceae
Source: the annotation of a GenBank genome assembly
AUGUCUCCACAACCGGAGCAAACGCCGUCUAUUCGUAUAGUACCCCACGUGGAGGGUCCUCGCUCGUUGCAAUUUGACAUCAUCGAACGAGAGGUGCCCGACGGUACAAACAUUAAAAUAGGAAGGUUUACUGAUAAAGCCAAUUUACCCAAUAGAGUAACAUUCAAGAGUAAAGUAGUUUCCAGAGGACACGCAGAAAUAUGGAGCGAAAGUGGAAAGUUUCUUAUUAGAGACACAAAAUCGUCCUCGGGUACUUUCCUUAAUCGUUCGCGUCUUUCAGCACCUGGUCAAGAGAGCAAACCAUACCCAUUGAAAGAUGGAGAUAUUGUUCAGCUUGGAGUUGAUUAUCAAGGCGGAACAGAAGAAAUAUAUCGAUGUGUGAAGAUGCGUAUAGAAUUAAAUCGAUCGUGGCAACACAAAGUUAAUGAAUUCAGUAUCAAUGCAAUGAAACAACUCAAAGCCCUAACUGGCCCGGAUGCCUUCAAACACCAAACACAAGACUGCUGCAUUUGUCUAUGCGGCAUCGGCCCAUGUCAAGCACUCUUCCUCGCUCCAUGCUCACACGUAUUCCAUUACAAAUGUAUACGGCCUCUUUUGUCGAACCAUCCCGCAUUUCUAUGUCCUCUAUGUCGAAGCUACGCUAAUCUAGACGCUGCUAUUGACAACUCGGUAGACUGGGAACAAGUCUUGGCAGAGCAUGAUGAGGACUCGAAGAAAUUGGGUGAAUCAAAAGAUGAAGAUAAUCAAAAAAGUGAAGAAAAGAUAGAAGAGACAGAAUCGACAAAUUCAGGAUCUAAUUCUGGGAUUCUUUCUUUUGACUCUAUCACAAUUAAUGGCAAAAGACUGAGUGAAUUAACCGGACCCGAGCGAACGGAACUAUUCAAAAUAUUACAAAAUCCAGACACUUCUUCACAAAAACUUAUAAACACUACAAACGCCACAGAAUCAAGCUCCACACCGACGCAUCCAAUAUCAUCCGCAUCAUACUCAACCUCGACUUCAACAACGCAAGCCGUUCCGAUUCCUUUCCGCCGUCAAACCGCAUCAUGUUUACCCGACGAAGAUCCAAAUCUCCUCCUAAGUCGCACGCUUCCGUCAUCGCCGAUGCAAUCAGUACUAAGUUAUUAUGAGGAUGAUUGCGGUCCAUCUGCUACCGCCCCCUCUCUUCGCGAACAGCAAAGCUCUCUGCGGUUAGACGAAAUUGCCGAAGAGGACGAGGACGGUAUCAAUUCGUUCUCAUUUCGGGGAGGAAAUGUUCGAUCGGAAGGAAGUGGAUCGGCGUCAGGACAGGACGCUGGUAGUUCUUCGGACGCUAUGAGCGAUGAUGGAGAGGAAAUUGUUGAAGCGGGACCGAGAUUUAGAAUUGUUUCUUGCCAACUUUUAAAGGGUGAUGAGGCGAUAGUACUAGGUGUGGGAGGGGAGCACGAGGAAAAAGAGCGAAAUGCAAUGUCCAGAGAGAAAAACAGGGAUAAGAAUGAGCGAAGGGUAAAAGGAAAAGGAGUCGAUAGGGUCAUUGGACGUAGAAAAGAAGAAAACUUUUUGUAA